UAAAAUAUUUUUUGUUUAUUUUCCCUUCUUAUUCCAUCCAUCUAAACCUUCACCCGGUAAACAGGCGGCGCAAUUUAGCAGCCGGCCCUAACCUCUAUAAAAGGCCGAAGAUCCCAAAAGAUUCCAUAGAAUCAAAAUUCACAUUUUAUAUAUACUAUACAUUUUUCAAUUCCUAAUCAAAUACGUAAUUUGGCGCCACAGCAGCAAUGCGAUUGGAGAACGGCGAACGAUCCACGUGUCAUCCGAUCUUAAAAUCCGGCACCGACGACGACGGUUCACCGCCGGUGAGUUAUUCUCCGGCAUUAGAUGGUGAAGGACUUCUCGUACCGCCUCUCAAUUUCGCUAUGGUUGAUUACGGUGUUUUCCGGUCUGGUUUCCCUGAUACUGUUAACUUCGCCUUCUUACAAACCCUAGGCCUUCGCUCAAUCAUAUAUUUGUGUCCAGAGCCAUAUCCUGAAGCUAAUGUGGAGUUUCUUAAUGCGAAUGGAAUUCGGCUUUUACAGUUCGCCAUUGAAGGAUCCAAGGUUGAGGAGCCACCAUUGGUCAACAUCCCAGAGGAAACAAUAAGGGAAGCUUUGAGGGUUGUCCUUGAUGAAAAGAACCGCCCUCUGUUAAUUCACUGCAAAAGAGGAAAGCACCGAACUGGUAGCCUUGUGGGGUGCCUCAGAAAAUUACAGAAAUGGUGCCUCACCUCAAUUUUUGAUGAGUACCAAAGGUAUGCUGCUGAGAAAGCUAGAGUAUCAGAUCUGAGGUUCAUGGAGUUGUUUGACAUUUCCGGCUUCAAGUAGCCACCGACAUUCUGUUCACAUUCCCAGAACUAAAUGGACAAGAUGUACAGGACGAGAGGCAAUUUUGGCUUUGCAUUUUUAACUGGAUCAAAAUUUUUGAGUCCACUCCCAAAAGUAUUGGAUUCCUUAUAUGAACUCUGGUUAUGGUUUUCGCUAGUAUCCGAUUCUUCUUUUCAUUUGGACAUAGUCUCUCUCUUUGUAGAAAGUAGAAGGCAUCUGUUAGAUGCUGCUAUGGCCUAUGAUAAAGGGUCUCAUCUUUUCCUAUUUUUGUGUUCAUUGGAGAUGGAUUGGGAGGUGUAAAGUUGUGCAUUAUUUUUGCUUAUUAGAAGGAAAAAGCGAGGGGGUUGUGUUUUCUUCAGUUUGACUUGUUAAGUACUUUGAACUCAAUGCACCUUCGUUUUUGUCUCUUCA
Messenger RNA from Solanum dulcamara, 1199 nucleotides. RefSeq names its product tyrosine-protein phosphatase DSP1-like. Gene Ontology annotation, biological process: protein dephosphorylation. The record is from RefSeq and is a predicted model, not a curated record. NCBI's taxonomy places the organism in Eukaryota, Viridiplantae, Streptophyta, Magnoliopsida, Solanales, Solanaceae. Gene Ontology annotation, molecular function: phosphatase activity. Bases 207 to 788 code for a protein of 193 amino acids. Gene Ontology annotation, cellular component: cytoplasm. The transcript has 5 exons.